UUUACCGACCUGAGAGUCACCCGCAAGGGGCCAGAGCUUCACGCUCCACCGGGUGGUCAUCUGCGCACACUCCUAGUUCCUCGACACUGCAUGUUCCGGCAGCUUCAAAGCUAUCGUCUUGCAACGCGCAUCAUCGGAGCUAGCAAGGAGUCAAUAUGUCGCACGAUCGACCUUCCAGAUGAUGAUCCUGUGCUGGACAUGAGGUUCAUCGAUCAUGCCUAUACCGGAGCAUAUGGCCCUUGA
Molecule: messenger RNA, 243 nt
Organism: Pyricularia pennisetigena
Lineage: Eukaryota; Fungi; Ascomycota; Sordariomycetes; Magnaporthales; Pyriculariaceae
Exons: 2
Source: RefSeq, a predicted model, not a curated record